Molecule: messenger RNA, 2648 nt
Organism: Mobula hypostoma (lesser devil ray)
Lineage: Eukaryota; Metazoa; Chordata; Chondrichthyes; Myliobatiformes; Myliobatidae
Exons: 4
Coding region: 893-2488 (531 amino acids)
Source: RefSeq, a predicted model, not a curated record
CGGGCACUGGAGAAGCUUGUAGCGUAGGGAUACAGUUAGAUUAUCCUGAUCCGUAGGGGGACGGUUACGGGGCUAUCCUGUAUUGUAGGGUCAUGUUUAUGAGUUAUCCUGUCCCGUAGCAAUACGUUUAUAGGUUAUCCUGUCCCGUAGGGAUACGUUUAUGGGUUAUCCUGUCCCGUAGGGAUACGUUAAUGGGUUAUCCUGUCCCGUAGGGAUACGUUUAUGGGAUAUCCUGUCCCGUAGUGAUAUGUUUAUGGGUUAUCCUGUCCCGUAGGGAUACGUUUAUGGGGUUAUCCUGUCCGAUCAGGGGACAGCUAUGGGAGUAUCCUUACCUUCUGUCUAUUUCAGGCUCUUCACAAGUUUCACACUUCAUACCCCCUCUCUCUUUCAAUCACUCCCUCUCUCCCCUCCCCCUCCUUUCCUUUCUCCUCUUCUAUUCCCUCCACUACCCUGAGUUCCUCUGCCUUCUUCUCCCAACCAUUCCCCUCCCCCUAACCCAACCCCUCUCCCUCUCCUCCCUGACUCCCCCCUCCCCUCCUCUCAUCCCACCCCUCCCCCUCUCCUCCCUCCCUCUCACGCCCCUCCUGCCAUCACUCACCCACAUCACAAACAACACUCGCCAGUCUGGCCCGGGUCACAAUGCCUCCUUUCAGUGAGGGCCUUGACGAGGGGCAGGGGAACAGCAGACAUUGCCUGGACCCUGACAGAAAGAGGGAGAGAAGCUAAAGCCCACGACUGAGAGAGGGAGCAACGGCAGGAAGAGUGAGAGGCCGUUGAGACCGUGAGUGAGAGAGCAGGAGUGAAGAAGGAGAGAGAGAGCACCUCAAGAGUGUGACAGAGGAGGAGGAGGGAGGAGGAGAAGCCUCCACAGGGCUCUAACUCCCUCCUCCCAAUGGCUACAUUGCUGUCGUGGAGAAACGUAGCGCUGGACGAGGCAGAGAACCCCUGUACGAGGGAGUCAGGGGAAGGAGAAUGCUGCGAGUACCUUAGGCAGAUCCUCCUGGGUUCCUUUGGCACUGUUAUCCUCGUGAUCAUCAUCACCACCACCAUUCUCAUGGUUUAUUCCAAGUUCCAGAUGACAGCCAUUGGUUUCAAACGCAAGAUGGUUCAGAGAAAACGUAGGGGAUCCCCAGAGCUGGAGUUCUCACACCUUAUGGGAGCCGCAGCAGGCGAGCCUGCGCCAGCCCCUCCUUCGCAGACCCACUGCCUCUCCCCCUGCCCCUCACCUUUGCCCCAGGUGUGCCUUGGCCUGAGCGGAGGAGAUCCACCGAGGGAGACGCCCACCCCAACACCCUCCCUCGCCAACCCCGAGGAGGCAGAGCCCAGGAAGGGGCCGCGAGGUGACUCUCGCUCCCGCCCCCGCCCCCACACUCGCCUCUGGAACCCUCCCUCUCAGGGGCAGCCUGCCCCUCCCUGUGGCUCCCUGAGCCCUCCCACCUCCCUCACCAGCGUGGUCUACAAUGGAGAUGGCGACGAGAAGGAGAUGGAGACACGCCCACCCUCCCCCACCCCCUCUCCUCCUCGCUAUCUUCGGGAUUCCCACUCCUCCCGUCCGUCCCCAUCCCUCCGCUCUCGUGCCACCCCCUCCCUCAUCUCUUCCCAACCCUCCCUCUUCCUCGUCUCUACCCGAGCCGCACCCAGCCUCAUCUCCCGCCCUUCCUACUCCCUCGUCUCCACCCGCCCCACCCCCUCCCUCAUCUCCCAGCCCCUCUCCCUCGCCUCGUCCAUCCCCUCCCAAUCCUUCAUCUCCUCACCCUCUGCCUCCCACUCUCCUUCAUCCUCCCCUUCCCCCUGCCCCUCCAUUGUCCAGCAGGAUUCCCACCCUCCGACCUCUGAGGGUGAGGAGGAAGAGAGUGAGCAGGAAAGGGUAGGUGAGGAAAACACUCCUCCACCCACCAUCCACCUCGUCCCCAACCCUCGCCUCCAUCGGGCUGUCCAUCCCCAUGAGGGAGCCAGCCGGCUGCCCCUCCCCUCCCCCUCCUCCUCAGCCUCACCCCCAUGCCCUGCCACUCUCCCCUCGGGAUCCCACCCUCCCACCUCUGAGGGAGAGGACGGGGAGGAUUCACCCUCACCCCACUCUCACCCUCACCCUCACCCUCACCCUCAUCAUCCGGGUGAGGAAGGAGGUCGGCUCUGGGCCGCUGGUUGUGUCCAGCGGGUGCUCUCUCACUCUGAGGGGAUGCCUCCCCGCGGUCACCUCCCCGUCACCUCCCCCCACUCCCCCCUGAGGGGUGGGGACGAACACGGGCCAGUGUACCGCCGGGGUCCCGUUGCCCACCGCCAGCUGCGGCCCCAACCCUGGGAACCCACUCCAUCCUCUCCUCCACCUCCUUCCUGCCCCCCUCGCCCCCGCCCUUCUCUCAGGCCAAGGGCCCACGACCAGGAGCCGGGGGUGAGUGUCCCUUCCCACCGGGACAUCCCACGGGGGCCUGUGGAUGACGCCAGGAACUGGGGGUCUCGGUUCCGUCAGGGGAGGGGUGAACAAUAGCCCCCUCCCCCCCACAACACAUCCGAGGCAUUCGAGGCAUGACAAGGAAGAGAGAGGGAUCCUAGACAUCCUUCCUACCGCUGACUCCACCAGCAGACUCUUCCCUCGGCCUGGACUCCGACCUUCUGGGUGGACUAGAUGCAGGGAUCGAGCUCCUUAA